Molecule: messenger RNA, 955 nt
Organism: Brassica oleracea var. oleracea
Lineage: Eukaryota; Viridiplantae; Streptophyta; Magnoliopsida; Brassicales; Brassicaceae
Exons: 1
Coding region: 136-756 (206 amino acids)
Source: RefSeq, a predicted model, not a curated record
AUAAAUAACACAUAUCUCUCCCAUCUCUUCUUUGUGGAGGUUUCACAAACACCACCAAUCUUCUUCUUCUUCUCUCAUCAUCUUUUUGUUUCUUCUUGGUUUGAUUUGAUCAAAGCCCUUCUCUCGAUCAAGAUCAUGCUUAGCAAAAGAACCCAUCCCAUGAUAGGAAAAAUAUCUGAGCUCCUCGUUGGCGUGAACCGAUCUGCAGCAGCAGCGGCUCCUUUCUUGGACGUCUUGAUGACGAGUCCUAGAAGCCCACUAGAUUUCAAGAUUCUCCCUCAGAUAUCUCAAAGAAACAGCUCAAAGAGAUUCUACGAUGACAAUCUUGGUGGGUCCGUUGGUCUAGGGAUAGUGGCCGCACUCGAGAACUCAACCACUCGUCGGAUCACCAGCGUAUCUAGAACUGAAUCGAACCAAACCGGCCGGUCUGAUCCGGUUCAGUUCAUGAGCCAUGUAGGUAGCUCGGAUGAGGAAGAUGAGGAGAUGUUCAUAAUGGACGAGGAGGAUUAUACGUUGGUGACGUCUCACCAUGGUCCUAGUGGAACUUGUAGUACAAGGGUUUAUGACAAAGAUGGGCUUGAGUGUUUCGCAAGUAAGAUUAACGAAGAACGUCGUGAGAGACUUUUCGUGGUCGAUGUGGGUACGGAAUCUCCAAAGAAUACGCCGGAGUUUCAGGGUUUGGGUUUCCUCAAUUCGUGUUACUUAUGCAGGAAGAAACUUCACGGUCAGGACAUAUUUAUUUACAGGUAUAAAUAACUUGGAAGUAAAUAUAAGUAUUUUAAAGUGUUUAUGAGAGAGAGCUAGUUCUUGAUCGUCAAGAUGGCGAAAAAUGGAAUAAUGUACUUGUUUUCUUUUUAAUUCUUAUUGUGUUUUGUAUUUGGUGCUUAUUAACAUGUUAUAUAAUUUUAAUGUUCAAAUUGGGUUUCCAUUAUUCAUUCGUGUGUCCUUUCUUUUA